AUGGCAAAUAUGUCGCGUCAAGCUGCGUCUCCAUCUCCGCAACACGGGGGAGUUUCACAAGUCAACGGCGGUGGUGCUAUGGGCAACAAUAUGAUGAACGGCGUUCCCAUGAACGCGGGGCACCAGAUGGAUCUUAAUAAUUUAUACGACAUGGUUGUAGAGUUUAGCGAUAUCCUCAAACACAAUCGCGACAUGACUCGUGGAAUUGUUUCUAGUGCCGAGGAGAUCAUGCGUCGGUCCAAUACUGAUGGUACCAGCCCAGAUAUACAACAAGUCAGCGAAGAGAUAUCAGCCGCUAGGAUCGCAGAAUUAGAGCGCGCACUUGCCAGGGAACGUCGCACCGUUGAAGCACUGAAGCGUGAGCAGAUUGAGAAUACCAGCCUCAUUGGCGAAUUUGAAACGGCCAUGGGAAUCAUUGUCGAGCAGAUUCGAAAUUAUUGCCAGAAUAACAACAUGUAUUUCCUUUCUCAGAAGAAAGAAUACAAUGCACUUUUGCAAGCGGAGCGCGAUGCUCACCUUGCCAGCCGUCUGGACCGCGAUCAUUGGCAUGCACAAACUAUGCGUCUUGCAGAGAUGGUCCGGACGGCAUAUCGCCUACGGUGUGAAGAAGACCAAACACCGACCCGAGUUAUCCAAGCCUUGCAGUCGGAAGUACGCGCUCUACGCUCAGCUAUUGGCUUGGAAGCAGAAAAGCCUGAAGAAGAAACCGGGUGGGAGUUUUUAAAGGAUAUUUCUCCAACUGUUGAAUGA
Messenger RNA from Talaromyces atroroseus, 750 nucleotides. RefSeq lists its product as hypothetical. NCBI's taxonomy places the organism in Eukaryota, Fungi, Ascomycota, Eurotiomycetes, Eurotiales, Trichocomaceae. The transcript has 3 exons. The record is from RefSeq and is a predicted model, not a curated record. Bases 1 to 750 code for a protein of 249 amino acids.